This is a messenger RNA of Oreochromis niloticus (Nile tilapia), 2695 nucleotides long. RefSeq names its product olfactory receptor 52K1-like. Gene Ontology annotation, molecular function: olfactory receptor activity; G protein-coupled receptor activity. The transcript is spliced from 2 exons. NCBI's taxonomy places the organism in Eukaryota, Metazoa, Chordata, Actinopteri, Cichliformes, Cichlidae. Gene Ontology annotation, cellular component: plasma membrane. The record is from RefSeq and is a predicted model, not a curated record. Bases 1568 to 2503 code for a protein of 311 amino acids. Gene Ontology annotation, biological process: G protein-coupled receptor signaling pathway.
AUAUACAUUUUUUUAGGUCUACUUCUGUUGUUUGUGUUUUAUUAACACACUUAGGCUUGCUAGUCGAGCUCACUUCUGAUUAGCUUAUUACCCAUUAAGCAACACUCAGGCACACCAGCCCUUUAACGCGUUACACACACCAACAGGCUUUCAAAGUGGUUGCGUCAGAUGGAGAGUAUUAAAGUGCUGAGUCAGCUCAGCAGGGACAGGUGGAUGGAGGAAUGGAUGGAGGUGGAUCAGGAUUUGACACCAUCAGCCUGCAAUCAAGACACACAGUCAGAAAGUAAAACCUGCUCAUGUAUUUCCAUUCAGGGACAAUUAGAAAACUAAACCACUGAACCUGACUGAGGAACCGGCUGGUUUUUCACUGAACCCUGUGAUUGAUCUACGUGUGCUUUCAGUGUCGUCUUCAAUGUGAACCCUGAGAACUCUGAGAGGACAGAUGAGCUGCCUCGGCUUUGAGUGAGGUUUGUUUGCUGUGAUCAUUUGUGCUGCUCGUGUGUUUUUCACUAACAGGUGAUGGUGAGCCGGUUCAAACUUUCCAUGCAGUGGAAAGCACACCGUCUGGGUCUCCUGUUUAUCAGAUAUUUGGUGCUUCCUAACUGUUGUUAUUUGAAUAUUAAACAUACUAAAGUUGACCUUUGAGUCAAAGGCGAGGUUGAAAAAGACCUAUAAGAAUGGUGAGAAGUGAAGAGGGGAGGGAGGGCUCCACUGACAUGAAAUAGCUGAGAGUCUGAACCGCAAGUUGAAUUAUAAUGUGAAAAACACUGACUACAGAGUAAGGAAAGAGUGAGGUGGAAAUCGUACAGCUGUGUAAUGAAGCUUUUUCCUGCUUGAUUUCAUUAAUCCUUUAACAUUUGUAGGUUCAGCUUCCAAUAUUUAUCUCAUGGAUAAAGUUUAUGUACAUAAUUAUGAAUAAGAAAAGAGUCCAUGUGAAAAUGGUGAAGGAGCUACUUGAUUCAAGAAGUAUCUGACACACAGAAACAGCUUUAACUUUUGUUCAUUGUAGAUGGUCCUUGAGCCACAUUCAUGGAUUUGAGAAUUCUGUGGACGGUUUGACAAAUAUCAGUGGACACACACAUAAAACAUGGCACACCCUCUCUGUUUAGAAGACAUCAAUGUGUGUAAAGACGAAUUUUGUAUGUAUCACACUUUCAUGCAAGAGGCCCAAACAGUGACACUGGUGUUGCAGCAGUUUGUAGUUCAUGGCAGCGUUGGGACUGUGGUUCCUCGGUUGUUUCUAAAGAGCUUAACGAACUUCCUCUUAUCUGUGAGUGAGAGUUUCUACUGUCCCAUUGCUCUGAGUAUUGGUCAGUCUACUGAGUGCUGUUAAACAAAUCCUUUUUAAGCUGCAAAGAGAAACUACAAGCUGUAUUCUAUAAAAAGUGGUUAUCCUUCAGUUAGCCAACCCCAGAAGGUUGCAGUGUCAACAGAACACAGAGUCUGUGUCUGUGUCUCCAUCUGUCUCUAUUAAUUCUUUCAAUUUGUAUUAAAACAUUGUGAAUUAUUUCGAUUUUCUGUCUCAUUUCAGCCUGAUCCAGCUAAAAACUACAAGGUUUAGGAGGAGAUGGAGAUGGAGCCAGUGAAGGAGAACAUCUCCUCACACAAAUAUUUCUUCCUGGUUGGCUUUGGUGAACUCGGAGAGCUGAGGCCGUUCCUCUUCAUCCCGUUCUCCUUAAUGUUUGUUGUGUCACUGUUUGCUAACUCCCUGCUGGUGUACGUGAUCGUUUCACAGAGAAGCCUCCACUCGCCGAUGUACAUCCUGAUUGCCAGCAUGGCAUGCAUUGACCUCAGCCUCCCUGUAUUCUUUGUUCCCCACAUGCUGCUGAGCUUCCUGUUUGACUGGAGGGGGAUCUCUUUGGGUGCCUGCCUUGUUCAGAUGUAUUUCGUUCACUUGUUAGGAGCCUUUCAGUCCACUCUGCUGCUGUGGAUGGCUCUGGAUCGUUACUUUGCCAUCUGCACACCACUCUACUAUCAAGAACAAAUGGCUUUGGCAAAAUUUCUUAAAUUUGUGAUCCCACUUUUCAUCAGAAAUAUGUUUGUUGUCUUGGUGGUGGUCAGUCUGGCUGGAAAAUUGCCAUUCUGUCUGAGAAAUGUGAUAAACCACUGCUUCUGUGAGCACAUGGCCUUGGUGGAGUUGGCCUGUGGAAGCACCAUCAUUAACAGUGUGGCUGGGUUGAUCACAGUCUUCUCUGUCCCCGUGACUGACUUCUUCCUCAUCACUGCCUCUUACACAGUCAUAUUCAGCUCUGUGUUGAGCUCAGGAAAGGCAAGUGCCAAAGCUCUUCACACCUGUGUUACACACAUCGUAGUCAUGACUGUUAGUCUGACCAUCAUACUUACAGCUUUCCUGUCAUAUCGAAUAAGAAACAGUCUCCCUACAGCCAUUAGGAUUUUCUUCAGCAUAAUGUACCUGUUGUUUCCAAGCUUUUUCAACCCGAUCAUCUACGGCAUCAGAACUACUGAGAUCCGACAGCACAUCCUGAAAACACUGAAAAUCUGAACUUUUCUUAAGAACCACUCAGCUGUUGGUCAUUUUAACCUGGUUGUGUUUCAGAGUGAUUGGUAUGAGCUUUAAAGUAAAUCAAACGACUCAAUUUUGCAAUAUGUCCAUGUCCAGAGAUGUACAGAGUACCUUUGAAAAUAUAUAUCUUUUUAACAAUAUGAUGAAUAUGAAUUGUUAAUACUAGCAAAA